AUGAGCAGUGAUUUAUCCGCCAAUGCCUUGACCGAGUUCCCGAACGCAGUGUUUGCAUCUUCCCAGCUGGACAACUUCCGCAUUGCCAGCAAUGGAUUCGAGAUAGCGGCAAUGUCGACAGCGCAGUACGACUUUUUUGCUGGUCUAUCAGACUUCCAGGCCGGAUUCGCGGAUGUGUCUUCGUGCGCGACUGGGUCGCUGGUUUACCUGCAAGGAAAAGGAGUAUGCCGCUUGGAUGUCGCAGCAGCUGAAGACCCAGCGAUCGUGAUGAGGGACCAUGGCGCUGAUAACGCGGAGGAGCCCACAACCCCAAUGGCUACCGUGGGGGUGGUGAUUCCUGAUUUACCAAUCCCAAGCAACACGACGAAGAAGUACAUCAUCGCAGCAAUCGUCGUACUGGUGGUCAUCGGUAUGAUUGCAGGCGUGAUCGCAUUGGUCUCGCUUGGUGUUGUUGGCGGCGUCGCUCGUGCGGUUUACGACUACAUUGGCAAGUGGCAGCAAAAGCGCCACCGCGAAGGUAUUCACGAGGACACCCCUUUGUUUUUCGACCAGGCAGCUCGCGCCAGCUACCAGAAGGAAAUGGAGGCGGUGAACAAGUUGUUCCCAUCGAACGACCCUGUACUUGUGACGUGGCGUAUCGAUUACGACAGCGUAACCCUUGCGAAAAAGAUUGCUCAAGGAGCGUUCGGCGAGGUGUGGGUGGGUCAAUAUCGCAGCGCACGAGUAGCAGUGAAGAGAUUGAUCCAAGAGCAGGUGACGCUGGCAGCCAGUGAAGAUUUUGUGCGGGAAGUGAAGCUGAUGGCGUGGCUGGAACACCCGAAGAUUGUCCAGUUUGUGGGUGUCGCGUGGACCAAGCUGGUUGAUAUGCUCGCAGUUAUCGAGUACAUGGACGGUGGAGAUCUGCGCACGCUGCUGGACAAGAAAUCUCCCAAGCGCCUUCCGUGGGAGGAGGGAGGCCUAAAGCUUCAGUACGCCCGCGAUACGAUUGAUGCCAUCGUGUAUCUGCACUCGCUAAGUCCCGUCAUUAUUCAUCGCGAUCUCAAAUCCCGCAACAUUCUACUAGACUCCAAGAAGGGCGCAAAGCUUGGAGACUUUGGGGUGUCAGCUACCAAACGCCAGAAUGAUAUGACUGCGGGUGUGGGCACCACGCGCUGGCUUGCUCCAGAGAUUGCUCGUGGCGAAGGGAAGUACACAGAAGCCGUGGAUGUUUACUCUUUCGGUAUCAUUCUCUCGGAGCUGGACACCCACCAACUACCCUUCGCAGAUGCCAAAACUCGCGGCACCGGAGCGCCACUCAACGACAUGGCCAUUCUUCAAGGCGUAUCUUCUGGUGAAUUGUUAGUGACAAUGUCUCCCACAUGUCCCCGUAACCUGGAAGCCCUUGCCAGGCGUUGCAUGAGCCUGGAUCCGUCUCAUCGCCCAGCUGCGGCCGUGGUCGCCUAUGAAUUGCGGAAACCAGAUCUGCUGCUGUAA
Messenger RNA from Phytophthora sojae, 1473 nucleotides. RefSeq lists its product as hypothetical. The coding region runs from base 1 to 1473 and encodes 490 amino acids. NCBI's taxonomy places the organism in Eukaryota, Oomycota, Peronosporomycetes, Peronosporales, Peronosporaceae. The transcript has a single exon. Gene Ontology annotation, biological process: protein phosphorylation. The record is from RefSeq and is a predicted model, not a curated record. Gene Ontology annotation, molecular function: protein kinase activity; ATP binding.